AAUCAUCUGAGUGGUGAGAUUCCACCAGAAAUCUGCACUUUAGCUAAUCUAUAUAGACUAGACUUAUCAUCAAACCGAUUAUCUGGAUCCAUACCUACAUAGAUAGAAAAGCUAAGCAGUCUAGGAUACCUUGAUAUGUCUGGGAACAGAUUGAGUGGAUCAAUACCUAAGGAACUAGGGGCCUGCGUGAAACUACAAUCCUUGAAGAUCAACAACAACAGCUUCAGUGGGAGUUUGCCUGGUGCGAUUGGAAAUUUAGCAGGCCUGCAGAUCAUGUUAGAUGUGAGCAACAAUAAACUCAGUGGUGUGUUGCCGCAGCAACUUGGGAGGUUGCAGAUGCUAGAAUUUCUGAAUUUAUCACAUAACCAGUUCAGUGGCAGCAUUCCAUCCUCCCUUGCAAGCAUGGUGAGCCUUUCAACACUCGAUGUGUCCUACAAUGACUUAGAAGGACCGGUCCCAAUAGCACGGUUACUUCAAAAUGCUUCAGCGAGUUGGUUUCUUCCCAAUAAAGGUCUGUGUGGCAACCUCCCUGGCCUCCCACCUUGUUAUUCAACCCCCAUAGCUGCUCACAAAAAGGGGAAGAUACUUGGUUUGCUUUUGCCAAUUGUUCUUGUGAUGGGUUUUGUCAUUGUUGCUGCAAUUGUCGUAAUAAUACUUGCUCGUAAGAAGAGAAAUCCACAAGAAAGUGUUACCGCUGAAGCAAGGGACCUAUUCUCUGUUUGGAAUUUUGAUGGAAGAUUAGCAUUUGAUGAUAUUGUAAGGGCAACAGAAGACUUUGAUGAUAAGUACAUCAUUGGAACAGGGGGAUACGGCAAAGUCUACAAGGCACAACUGCAAGACGGGCAGCUGGUUGCUGUUAAGAAGCUUCACCAGAACGAAGAAGAGUUGGAUGAUGGAAGAAGAUUUCGUAGUGAAAUGGAAAUCUUAACACAGAUCCGACAACGAAGCAUUGUCAAAAUGUAUGCAUUCUGCUCCCAUCCAACAUAUAAAUUUCUCGUCUACGAUUACAUUCAGCAGGGAAGCCUCCACGGAAUAUUGGAAAAUCAGGAGGGAGCAAAGGAACUAGAUUGGACUAAGAGAAUUGCUCUUGCAACAGAUGUGGCUCAAGCAAUAUUAUAUUUGCACCAAGAAUGCAGUCCACCUAUAAUCCAUCGAGAUAUCACAAGCAACAACAUAUUGCUUGAUACAUCCUUCAAGGGUUUUGUCUCGGAUUUCGGCACGGCAAGGAUUCUUAAGCCCGAUUCAUCAAACUGGAGCGCACUCGCAGGAACGUACGGCUAUAUGGCUCCUGAGUUGUCAUACACAUCUGUUGUGACCGAGAAAUGUGACGUCUAUAGUUUUGGCGUUGUUGUGCUAGAGCUAGUGAUGGGCAAGCAUCCAAGGGAUCUCCUAGACGGUAGUUUGUCGAGUUGGGAAGAAGCUAUGCUGGUGAAAGAUAUUUUAGACCAACGGCCGACGACACCAACAACAACAGAAGAGAAGAGCUUAGCUCUGCUCGUCAACCUGGCCUUCUCUUGCUUGGAAUCUUCUCCACAAGCAAGGCCAACCAUGCGGGAGGCAUACCAAAUGCUCAUCCAGCAACCUUGUUCUAGUCCAAGUCCCGUGCCUUUCAGCGCACUUACAUUACAGCAAGCGAUGCAUGUUGAUGUAUGAUCUGAAUUCUAGUGAGAACCGAGGGUCUAUCGUGGUGGAGGUCGAUAAAAUGUUUCCACUUUUGACUUGAGUCACCCAUAUGCCACCUAUAUAUACCCCAUGUAUUCCAACAUGGGAUGGGUUGAUGGCUUAUUAUAAGUCUACGUAUUUUUAGACACUCCUUAUGCAAUGAAAGAUAACCAUCGUGUGCCUGUGGUUUUUCCCGCAAGGGUUUUCCAUGUAAAAA
Messenger RNA from Triticum urartu, 1879 nucleotides. RefSeq lists its product as uncharacterized. The record is from RefSeq and is a predicted model, not a curated record. NCBI's taxonomy places the organism in Eukaryota, Viridiplantae, Streptophyta, Magnoliopsida, Poales, Poaceae. Gene Ontology annotation, biological process: protein phosphorylation. Gene Ontology annotation, molecular function: protein kinase activity; protein binding; ATP binding.